Molecule: messenger RNA, 4475 nt
Organism: Xyrauchen texanus (razorback sucker)
Lineage: Eukaryota; Metazoa; Chordata; Actinopteri; Cypriniformes; Catostomidae
Gene: pals1a
Product: protein associated with LIN7 1, MAGUK p55 family member a
Exons: 15
Coding region: 331-2445 (704 amino acids)
Biological process (GO): morphogenesis of an epithelial sheet; establishment or maintenance of polarity of embryonic epithelium; protein localization to plasma membrane
Cellular component (GO): adherens junction; plasma membrane
Molecular function (GO): protein binding
Source: RefSeq, a predicted model, not a curated record
CCCGAGAUUCUCGAGCAACAACGAGCGACCGUCACACAACAUGACAACUGUGUUACUGUAGUGAACAAAACCACCUGUUUGGAAGUAUUUAUACCCGCAUUAGACUAAAGUGACGCCAUAUCUGACUGAAAAGGAGGGGUGACGAGAGAGACCGGCUUUUAAAACUCAGGGGAAAGAGGAGGCAGAUGGGUCAGGACUGACGAGAGAGAGAGGUGACCCUGCUACAAUCAGAAGGAUUUAUCCUGGACUGAUCGGUAAACACUGUUGUGGCUCCCUGUUUGGAGACGCUGCUGACCUCAGCCCUUCUGCCAUGGCCCCAGCCCGCACACCAUGCAGAAAGCACCCCUCCUAACCCUCAGCCCACACAUACACACACUCCCACACACAUACAACACACCAGCAAUGAUGACCACCUCAUACAUGAACGGAUAUUUGACUGAAUUAGAGGGUGUGGGAGGGAGCAGUGGAGGCACUGACACCAUGGAGGAGGUGGUGCAGAGACACAGGGAGAUGGCGGUGGACUGCCCCGGAGAUCUGGGUGCCCGCACUCUUCCUGUUAGACGCAGCGCUCAGCUUGAACGGAUCCGCCAGCAGCAAGAGGACCGUAGGAGGCGCGAGGAGGAGGAACGCAAGGAGCUCGACCUUAACUCCUCUAUGCGCCUUAAGAAGCUCUCCCAGAACCCCAAGGUGGGCAUCGAUAACCCCACCUUUGAGCAAAUGGAAGGUCCUGGAGGCUCCAUUGGAGGUCUGGAGAGCCUCAUCGCACCACCAGCCCUAUUAGAGUUGGAGGACCUGUUGAUGUCCCUGAAGCAGGUGCAGCAUUGUUUGAAUGACUCUCAGAGUCAAGAGGAUGUGGAGCUGGUUCUACAGCUGGUCCAGAAGCCAGACUUCCAGAAAGCCUUCAGCAUCCACAACGCUGUGGCCCAUUACAUGAACCGGCCCAGCCCACCCUUCCCAUUGACUGACCAUGCACAGAACCUCACACAAGAGGUCCAGGCCAUGCUGCACAACAGCUCACAGAAGGAGGGAUUGGAGCUAAGCUCUCUGCUCACAACUCCUCAUGUGCAGGCUCUUAUGAUGGCCCAUGACAGUGUGGCUGAAGAAGAGAUGCAGCUGGAGCCUCUUGUCCCUUCAGUUAUUGCAAGUGAAACUCUCACGCAGUGGGGUGGGGAGACCGUCAAGAUUGUACGGAUUGAGAAGUCCAAGGACAUCCCACUGGGAGCAACUGUGAGAAACGACAUGGACAGUGUGGUCAUCAGCCGCAUUGUAAAAGGAGGGGCGGCAGAACACAGUGGCCUGCUGCAUGAAGGAGACGAGAUACUGGAAAUCAAUGGUGUGGAGAUCCGCGGCAAAGACGUCAACGAAGUCUUCGACAUACUGGCGGACAUGCAUGGAGUACUGACCUUCGUUCUGAUCCCCAGCCUACAGAUCAAACCACCUCCCAUUAAAGAGACAGUGGUGCAUGUGAAAGCACAUUUUGACUAUGACCCCUCUGACGACCCCUAUGUACCAUGUCGAGAGCUCGGUCUUUGCUUUCAGAAGGGAGAUAUCCUCCACAUCAUCAGCCAAGAUGACCCCAACUGGUGGCAGGCCUACAGAGAUGGGGAUGAAGACAACCAGCCUCUUGCUGGCUUGGUCCCUGGCAAAAGCUUCCAGCAGCAGAGAGAGGCAAUGAAGCAAACCAUAGAAGAGGAUAAAGAGCCUGAAAAAGCUGGAAAACUUUGGUGUGCUAAAAAGAACAAGAAGAAGCGAAAGAAGAUGCAAUACAAUGCUAACAAAAAUGAUGACUUUGAUAAUGAAGAGAUUCUCACAUAUGAAGAGAUGGCACUGUACCACCAGCCAGCCAAUCGAAAGCGGCCCAUUGCUCUAAUCGGCCCACCCAACUGUGGGCAGAAUGAGCUCAGACAAAGACUCCUUUCCAGUGAGCCGGACAGGUUUGCUGGUGCUGUCCCUCACACCACACGAAACCGUCGCGAUAAUGAGAUGAGCGGUCGCGACUACCACUUUGUGUCCCGUCAGGCCUUUGAGAUGGACUCUGCGGCAGGGAAGUUCAUAGAGUCCGGAGAGUUUGAAAAGAACCUCUACGGCACUAGUACUGACUCGGUCCGACAGGUUAUCAACACUGGCAAAAUUUGCCUCUUGUGUUUGCACACUCAGUCUUUAAAGGUGUUGCGCAGCUCGGACCUCAAGCCCUACGUCAUCUUCAUCGCUCCCCCAUCCCAGGAACGAUUGAGGGCCCUUUUAGCAAAAGAUAACAAAAACCCAAAGCCUGAGGAGCUGAGAGACAUCAUUGAGAAGGCUCGGGAGAUGGAGCAGAACUAUGGCCACCUGUUUGAUGCUGCCAUCGUGAACAUCGACUUAGACAAGGCCUACCCGGAGCUGCUCCGGCUCAUCUAUAAACUAGACACUGAACCUCAGUGGGUCCCUUCAUCCUGGCUGCGCUGAGAUGAACCCCACUCAGACAUUGACCCAUCCACUGGCGGUUGUAAAUGAAGAGUCUUACACUCUGAUUUCAUAGAGUUGAAUGAAUGCUGCUUACGCUAGGCCAUGUUUUUACACUACAAGAUUCAACACAAUUAAAUAUGAGGACAGUAUGCCACCUCAGACCUUGACAAAAGUGUCUGUCUGCACUGUGCUGUCAACAGGCUAGGGAAAUUAGUUUUAAUGUCAUAUGUAUGAUCAUGGUGUGUAUUUGAGUCCAAUUACCCACAUUCCAGAGAGUUACCAGCACUUGGUGCAGAAGUAGAAUUAGGGCUUCUAUAAUGCUUUUGAUAACUAUUUAUGAUUGUAAAUAUUCUGUAUGUGUUUUUAAAGAUGGAAAAACAUGGUGAUGGGUUUGAAUUGUAAGAAAGCAACUCCCUUUUAAAAGUCUGAUGGGGAGAUUUCUGUUCUGGACAAGUGUCACAGGGGCUCUGCCAAACUCAGACAAGAUGUUUGUACUCUUUAUUAUUCUCUCCUUCGUCACCUUAAACAUGGAAUGUACAAUGUUACAAGGAUAUCCAGCAGUAAGUGCAGUGUCUGUCACAUCUGAACAACUCUUCCAAGCUUCCAAAACACUAAAAGGGAUGAAUGUUGAUGUGACUGCAACAGAACCCAAGCCUCUUCAAUCCCAGCGGCGCUGCCUCAGUGUUGCUAUGGCAACCAACACUGAUUAUGACAGAGUUAAAUAGUUCAACUUCAGGUUAAAUGUUUUUUUGAGAGUUUGCAAGGCCACAUCUAUAAUAAGAGCUACUUUUAAGUUGCUGAAUGUAACUGUGCCCUUGUCUCAGUAUUCACAUGCACUUCCAGCACUCAGAAGUGUAACCAGUAUUGUAAACGAUAUUUGAUAGCAAUACAGUGAGGUUCACGAUCUGAGUGUCCACACAGCUUAGUCUUAGUCAAUACUCAUGCAGAACUUAAAAUUAUGUUUCUUGAUCAAGUGAAAUUCCUUUAAUUGUAUUGGAAGAUUGUUGUAUUUUUACCCAUAGGCUUUCAAUUUGAGCAAGCUGGGUUGUGAUUUAACUUGUGGUCAUGGUCUAUUCUUUGGGUGGAUCUCAUUGAAACCUGUCAAGAACAUGUCUGUGUCAUGUUUCACCCUAAAAUCAAAAGAAAGAAAUUAAGACAUAAGAUUGGUUUAAAGAAACUAGUGUUAGAACAUUACAUUUUUUGCCAGUCACAUUAAAAAAAACUAAACAUCAUGGUAGUAUUUGUAGUACUGAUUUAAUGGCUAUUUAUAAAAACAAACAUCCAGACACUUUGUGGUAUUAAGAACAUUUGGCCAUUGAAAUUGUCUCAAUGUGAAAUCUUAAUUGUCUUAAAAAUAGGCUUUUGUUUCUUUAUGCAAACAUUAGAUAUAUGUUUUCCAUUUUGGGGUGAAAUGCUUUCACGUUUUCAUGAGAUUCACAUGUUAAUUUUCCAUGACUUUCAGAGAUCAAAAAUAUGAAACCGCUCCAUGUUGAAGAGAUGUGUGUAUGCUUGAGCGGAUGCUUGUGAAUGCAUGAUGUAUUUGUUUGACCCUUGAGAGCAAAUGCUGGAAGUAGGGAACGCUUGAUCAUGAUCGACAGAAAGCUCAGUCUAAGUGUGCAUUAUUGAAAACAACCCUUUUUAAAGGAAGGACUGAGUUAUUGCAGGCAAGUUUUCCACUGAGAGAUUUGUCCCGUGAAGCUGUUUUUACUCUUGUUGUUUUUUUUUCUCAAGAUAAUCAGAGUGUAUGUAGAAAACAACCUUUUUUUUUUUUUUUUAAUUACAGAAUAGUUCAGCCACUUAGAAACCACACCCUUAAGUUUUUUACACUUGUGCACUACAGUUUGGUUUUCUGUUUUAUUUUCUGUUCUGAGUGUGGACAGAGUCAUUAACCUGCUUUCCAUCGCUUCAGUCUCAUGUGGUUUAGUUACAUGCCAGCGAACAUGAAGUAGAAUGAAUGAAUGUAAAAAAAGGAAUCACCUUUCCUUCUGAACUGUUUUUGUAUGAAUUAUACAAUUUAAUUAAAACACAGA